Messenger RNA from Octodon degus (degu), 4437 nucleotides. It is a transcript of the gene Dgkh, whose product is annotated as diacylglycerol kinase eta. The transcript has 30 exons. Gene Ontology annotation, molecular function: protein binding; ATP-dependent diacylglycerol kinase activity. Gene Ontology annotation, biological process: intracellular signal transduction; diacylglycerol metabolic process; lipid phosphorylation. Lineage: Eukaryota; Metazoa; Chordata; Mammalia; Rodentia; Octodontidae. The coding region runs from base 2 to 3511 and encodes 1169 amino acids. The record is from RefSeq and is a predicted model, not a curated record.
GAUGGAGCCGCAGCACGUGCGCCCUGCGCCGGGCGUCCGCAGCCCGGCCUGGGAGGAACCGGAGUCGGAGAGGAUGGCCGGGGCCAGCGGCCAGCACCCUCCGGGCGCCGCGGGAGGAGCGGCCUCCGGGGCCGGCUCAGGGGCGGCCGCCUCGGCUGGGCCAGGAGAGGAUUCGUCCGACAGCGAAGUGGAGCAAGAGGGACCGCAGAAACUGAUCCGCAAAGUGUCCACCUCGGGGCAGCUCCGGACCAAGACCAGUAUUAAAGAAGGACAGCUACUGAAGCAAACUAGUUCUUUCCAGAGAUGGAAAAAACGAUACUUUAAACUUCGAGGCCGAACACUUUAUUAUGCAAAAGACUCAAAGUCUCUGAUAUUUGAUGAAGUUGACCUCUCAGAUGCCAGUGUAGCUGAAGCAAGCACAAAAAAUGCCAACAACAGCUUCACGAUAAUCACUCCCUUCAGGAGGCUCAUGCUGUGUGCUGAGAACAGAAAAGAGAUGGAGGAUUGGAUCAGCUCCCUGAAGUCUGUCCAGACCAGAGAACCUUACGAGGUGGCCCAGUUUAAUGUGGAACAUUUCUCAGGGAUGCACAACUGGUACGCCUGCUCCCACGCCCGCCCCACCUUCUGUAACGUGUGCCGAGAGAGCCUUUCUGGAGUCACCUCCCAUGGGUUGUCCUGUGAAGUGUGCAAAUUCAAGGCGCACAAGAGAUGUGCCGUGCGGGCAACAAACAACUGUAAGUGGACGACGCUGGCCUCCAUCGGGAAGGACAUCAUGGAGGAUGAAGAUGGAGUCGCGAUGCCUCACCAGUGGCUGGAGGGCAACUUGCCUGUGAGCGCCAAGUGUGCAGUGUGUGACAAAACCUGUGGCAGUGUUCUCCGUCUCCAAGAUUGGAAAUGCCUUUGGUGUAAAACAAUGGAGAUGAAUGAGCUAGAAGUUCGUCUCCAAAAGGAUUGGCCUGAGCCCCGCAAGGACGAUUUAAGAUUAUUUCAGAAGUUUGACAAUUUCCGGAUUCUUGUUUGUGGAGGAGAUGGAAGCGUAGGUUGGGUUUUGUCAGAAAUUGAUAAGCUCAACCUGAAUAAACAGUGUCAGCUGGGCGUACUACCCUUGGGCACCGGCAACGACCUGGCCCGAGUUCUUGGCUGGGGAGGUUCACACGACGAUGACACGCAGCUUCCUCAGAUACUAGAGAAGCUGGAACGAGCCAGUACCAAAAUGUUGGACAGGUGGAGUAUAAUGACAUAUGAACUCAAAUUACCCCCGAAGGCAUCUCUGCUUCCUGAACCUCCAGAAGCACCUGAAGAAUUCUAUAUGACAAUUUAUGAAGACUCGGUUACAGCUCAUCUUUCAAAAAUCCUCAAUUCUGAUGAACAUGCAGUGGUCAUAUCGUCAGCCAAGAUACUUUGUGAAACGAUAAAGGACUUUGUUGCCAAAGUAGAGAAGGCCUACGAUAAAACGCUGGAAAAUGCCGUGGUAGCACAAGCUGUGGCUACCAAAUGUUCGGUCUUAAAUGAGAAACUUGAACAACUCCUGCAAGCUUUGCACACAGACUUCCAGGCUGCCCCCACUCUCCCGGGCGUCGGGGCGGUCAUCCUAGAAGAAGAUGUCGUGGAAUCUUCAAGCGAAGAAUCCUUGGGGGAAAGCAAAGAGCAGCUUGCGGAAGAUAUUAUGAAACCAUCCUCCCAGAAAGCCAUCAGACCAAGGGAAAUAAUGUUGCGAGCAAACAGCUUAAAGAAAGCAGUGAGGCAGGUCAUUGAAGAAGCUGGAAAAGUUAUAGACGAGCAGACAGUUAUCUGUACUGAUUAUGAUAGUACCGAGACAGAUGAAUCCAAAGAAGAAUCUAAAGAAGAUUCAAGAGAAUCAUUAACUGGCCUUUUGUCAACAGUUAAAGCUGCACCGCGGUCUCCAGAUGCUCGGGCAAGUCGUGGCCAUUCACAAACUGAUGCUCUUCCUGGUCCAGCUGUAACAGCCACCAAAGAAAACCUGCCUGUACUCAAUACUAGAAUAAUUUGCCCAGGUUUAAGAGCAGGACUAGCUGCCUCAAUUGCUGGGAGUUCUAUUAUCAACAAAAUGUUACUAGCCAAUAUUGAUCCUUUUGGUGCAACGCCAUUUAUUGACCCAGACGUAGAUUCAUUAGAUGGAUAUUCAGAAAAAUGCGUUAUGAACAAUUACUUUGGGAUUGGAUUGGAUGCAAAAAUUUCUUUAGAAUUUAAUAAUAAGAGAGAAGAGCACCCUGAAAAAUGCAGGAGCCGAACUAAAAACUUGAUGUGGUAUGGAGUCCUUGGGACCCGGGAAUUAUUACAGAGAUCUUAUAAGAAUUUAGAACAAAGGGUUCAACUUGAGUGUGAUGGACAGUAUAUUCCUCUUCCUAGUCUUCAAGGCAUAGCAGUGUUGAACAUCCCGAGUUACGCUGGAGGCACUAACUUCUGGGGUGGAACCAAAGAAGAUGAUAUAUUUGCUGCUCCAUCAUUUGAUGACAAAAUCCUGGAGGUUGUUGCAAUAUUUGAUAGCAUGCAAAUGGCAGUGUCAAGGGUCAUCAAACUGCAGCACCAUCGAAUAGCCCAGUGCCGUACGGUAAAAAUCACUAUAUUUGGUGAUGAAGGAGUCCCAGUGCAGGUGGAUGGUGAAGCAUGGGUUCAGCCUCCAGGAAUCAUCAAAAUUGUGCACAAGAACAGAGCUCAGAUGCUAACAAGGGACAGGGCCUUUGAGAGCACUCUGAAAUCUUGGGAAGAUAAACAGAAGUGUGACUCUGGCAAACAAGUUCUUCGAACCCAUUUGUACAUCCAGCAUGCCGUUGACUUGGCCACAGAAGAGGUGUCGCAGAUGCAGCUGUGCUCCCAGGCUGCAGAGGAGCUAAUUACCAGGAUUUGUGAAGCGGCCACAAUUCACUGUCUCCUGGAGCAAGAACUGGCCCACGCUGUGAACGCGUGCUCACAUGCGCUGAACAAAGCCAACCCGCGGUGCCCGGAGAGUCUUACAAGAGAUACUGCUACUGAAAUAGCCAUCAACGUGAAGGCGCUAUAUAAUGAAACAGAAUCUUUGCUAGUUGGCAGGGUUCCUUUGCAGUUGGAAUCUCCACACGAAGAGCGGGUAUCCAGUGCCUUACACUCUGUGGAGGUGGAGUUACAGAAAUUAACGGAGAUCCCCUGGCUUUAUUAUAUCUUGCAGCCCAAUGAGAAUGAGGAGCCUCCUAUGGAUUGCACAAAAAGAAACAAUAGAAGCACAGUAUUUCGUAUAGUGCCAAAGUUUAAAAAGGAAAAGGUUCCAAAGCAGAAGACAAGUUCACAGCCCGUUCAGAAAUGGGGCACAGAGGAAGUUGCUGCUUGGCUGGAUCUGCUCAAUUUGGGAGAGUACAAAGAAAUCUUCAUCCGUCAUGACAUCAGAGGGGCUGAACUUUUGCAUCUGGAAAGGCGAGAUCUGAAGGACCUGGGGAUACCGAAAGUGGGCCACACGAAGCGCAUUCUCCAGGGAAUUAAAGAGCUUGAAAGGAGCACUCCCCAGUCUGAGGUGUAAUAAAAUUGGUGCUAUUCCUUGGAAGAGAAGUAUCUCAUGGUUAAUACAAAAUCCUGGGAAGCAGUUGGCUGCUCUUCUGGGUUUCUGCAUAGAUAAGCAAGCACGACUGAAGCGCCUCUGUGCUUAAUAUUUUCUGUGGGUGAAAAUUUUGAUUUGAGGUAUAAGAAAAUAUUUUUGUGCCAAAAAUACAUUCCAUAAAGCCAUUUUCUUAUUGUGCAAGCCUGACAUGUAUAAAUGUGCUCACAGCAGUUUGUAAAAAAUAGGAAUCUGAAAUGAUGGCAAUAUCUAAAAGGUGGAAUUGCUGUUUGCUUUCCUUUGACCUGGUCUUACAGAAGGCUUUUCCUGUGUGACUAUGUAAUAGUAUAUGGAUAAAACUCCUUAGGUUUCAUUAUCGGAGGCAUUGACUUCUUCCUUAAAAUGGUUAGGAGACAAGAUAAAAAUUAAAUUUCGUUUUCAGUGUUAGAUUGGUAUCACUUCCGGUUCCCAACACUCACUGGUCAAAGACUAUGGUUAAACAAACCCAUCAAAUAGUAUAAAUAAUGCACAUCUGAAUGCACGAUGCUCCUGCCUGAAUUGUCUUUCCUUUCUCUGCAUGUCAUGUAUAAUAAUGUAAUACUUAUAUCUUUAAUGUCAGUUUUAAUGGAAUUUAUGUAUUACUUCCCAAGUCCCUUUUUGUUGGCUGAGGGCACUGCACUUUUCUGUUCUUUAAUGUGGAUUUCUGCAGAUAGGUAUCUGUACCUAAGACUCAGUAAACUCGUGUACAUGCCAUAGUCGACAGCUGCUAUCCAUCCCGGGUAAGCCAGUUUUAGUUCAGUCUGUCUCCAACUGUAGGUGUGCACACUAAGAAAAUUCUGUGGGUAUUUUCAUAAGCUUACAUGCUCUUUCAUGUAACAAAAGGUAUUACAGUUUUCCAAACCACAUUUCCU